This is a messenger RNA of Closterium sp. Naga37s-1, 3375 nucleotides long. The record is from the annotation of a GenBank genome assembly. NCBI's taxonomy places the organism in Eukaryota, Viridiplantae, Streptophyta, Zygnematophyceae, Desmidiales, Closteriaceae.
AUGCAUUCUCUUGAUUCGCUGGUGUGCCCUCCAAGCAGCGAUGAGCAGUACAUGCAGUAUCAGACGAACUCAGAGCUCUCCUAUACGUGCCCUGCCUGCCUGGGCCAUGCUCCUUGUGUUGCAACAGCAGCAGAGGCCACUCAAGAGCUCUGGUCUCGAUUCAAACGCCGUGUGGAGCAAAGCAAGGGAGGAGCAAAGGCAGGCGGGGAGGGGGCAGCAGAGGAGGCGGAGGAAAGCACUUGGUCGAGAAAGAGGGGGCAGCGAAAGAGGGGAAUGGCUUUGCUUCAUGCGAGGGAGGAGCAGCAGGAAGGGGACGCGGAGCGGGAGGGGAGAGGAGAGUGGGAAGGUGGAGGUGGUGAGGGGAGAGGGGAUGGGCAAGAGGGCGUUGACCAGGAGGAGGAGGAGCAGAGGGAAAAGGCUCCUCCUCCGUUUUCAGAGAGUGAGGGAGAGGAGAGUGGGGGGGAACGGGGAGGAGGAUUGGGUGGUGGUGAUGGUGUUGGUAGGAAGGGAAGGAGGGUGGGGGUGGGGUAUGUUGCAGGAUCUGUUGGAAAGGAGAAAGGGGGAGGAGAAGAGGGCUUAGGAAAGAGGAAGAGGAGGAAGGUGGUAGGGGAGGAGGAGGUGGGGGAAGGGGAGGGGGGAGGGGAGAGGAAGAGGAGGAGAUGGAAGAGUGGCAAAGAAGAGGAGGAGGCAAAGUUGGUUGAUGGGGAGGAGGGGGGUGAGGGAAGAGGGGAGGAGGGGAUUCGAGUGAGGAUAAGGCUGAAUAGGAAGAGAGGGGAAGGUGCAAGGGUGGAGGAGCAGGCGGGGCGACAUGAGGGGGAAAGUAGGGGUGAGGGGAGGGAGAGGAGGAAGAGGAAGGGAGAGCACGAGGAAGCAAAAGAAUGGGGCGAAAAGGGGGAGAAGGAUGGUUCGGGAAGGGAGGAGAAAAGAAACGAUGAGAGAAGUAUGAAGGAACGAGAUUCAGCAGAAAAGGCUAAGGAGUUGGGCGAGAGGAAAGGAGGGGAAGCAGGAGAGGGUGAAGAUUUCCAUGAAGAGGUGACGCACACCAAGAGGAGGAGGAAGGGAGGGAAGGAGGAGAAGGGGAGGGAAGGGGGCAAGGGAAGGCAGAGGAGGGAGAGAGAGGAGGUGGACAAGGCAAGGAGAGGAAAGAGUGGUGUGAGUGGUGUGACGCAAAAGGGGGUUGAGGAGAGGAGUGAGGGAGGCUUGCAAGAAGAGGGUGAUCAGGGGAGGGGCGAGGGUGUGGAUGGUUUGACCAAGGAGGGUGGAGCACAAAAAGUUGAGGGGCAUAGGAAAAGGCAUCGGGAGGUGCAGAGGGAAGCAGAGGAGGAAAAGUGUAAGGAUAACAAUGGAGACAGGGGAAAGGAGGUGGAUGGUGAGGGGAAGGAGCAAGCUGGGGAGAAACAUGGGGAGGAAAAAGUGGGGGCGGAGGAAGGGGUAGCAAUAGCGGGAGGGGGAGGGGCGAAGGAGGGAGGAGUGUUGGGGAAGGUGUGGAAGGGAAAGAGGAUGGGAAGGGGGGUGGGAAGGGGGAUAGCGUGGGAGAUGGGGAGGGGAAGAGGGGGGACAGUGGGGAUGGAGAUGGGGAGGGGGGCGGCCGGCAAGGAUGGGUCCAAAAGGAGGCCUUGGGAUGCCUCUGUCACGGCUGGCAGGCAGGAGGCAGACAGCAGGCAGCAGCUAGAAGCAGCUGCGGUCGGUGCUUCUGAAAGUGCUGCUGGCACUGGUGGUGGUGGUGGUGGUGGUGGUGGUGGUGGUGGUGGUGGUGGUGGUGGUGGUGGUGGUGGUGGUGGUGGUGGUGGUGGUGGUGGUGGUGGUGGUGGUGGUGGUGGUGGUGGUGGUGGUGGUGGUGGUGGUGGUGGUGGUGGUGGUGGUGGUGGUGGUGGUGGUGGUGGUGGUGGUGGUGGUGGUGGUGGUGGUGGUGGUGGUGGUGGUGGUGGUGGUGGUGGUGGUGGUGGUGGUGGUGGUGGUGGUGGUGGUGGUGGUGGUGGUGGUGGUGGUGGUGGUGGUGGUGGUGGUGGUGGUGGUGGUGGUGGUGGUGGUGGUGGUGGUGGUGGUGGUGGUGGUGGUGGUGGUGGUGGUGGUGGUGGUGGUGGUGGUGGUGGUGGUGGUGGUGGUGGUGGUGGUGGUGGUGGUGGUGGUGGUGGUGGUGGUGGUGGUGGUGGUGGUGGUGGUGGUGGUGGUGGUGGUGGUGGUGGUGGUGGUGGUGGUGGUGGUGGUGGUGGUGGUGGUGGUGGUGGUGGUGGUGGUGGUGGUGUGGUGGUGGUGGUGGUGGUGGUGGUGGUGGUGGUGGUGGUGGUGGUGGUGGUGGUGGUGGUGGUGGUGGUGGUGGUGGUGGUGGUGGUGGUGGUGGUGGUGGUGGUGGUGGUGGUGGUGGUGGGUGGUGGUGGUGGUGGUGGUGGUGGUGGUGGUGGUGGUGGUGGUGGUGGUGGUGGUGGUGGUGGUGGUGGUGGUGGUGGUGGUGGUGGUGGUGGUGGUGGUGGUGGUGGUGGUGGUGGUGGUGGUGGUGGUGGUGGUGGUGGUGGUGGUGGUGGUGGUGGUGGUGGUGGUGGUGGUGGUGGUGGUGGUGGUGGUGGUGGUGGUGGUGGUGGUGGUGGUGGUGGUGGUGGUGGUGGUGGUGGUGGUGGUGGUGGUGGUGGUGGUGGUGGUGGUGGUGGUGGUGGUGGUGGUGGUGGUGGUGGUGGUGGUGGUGGUGGUGGUGGUGGUGGUGGUGGUGGUGGUGGUGGUGGUGGUGGUGGUGGUGGUGGUGGUGGUGGUGGUGGUGGUGGUGGUGGUGGUGGUGGUGGUGGUGGUGGUGGUGGUGGUGGUGGUGGUGGUGAUGGUUCUGCUGGUGUUGGCGGUGCUAGUGUUGCUGGUUCUGGCGGCUCUCCUGGUGGUGGUGGUGCUGGUGAUGGAGGCGUGAGGGGGUUGAAGCUCAUGAUUCGCAAGUCGCAUGGGGGAGGAAUGGGAGGGAAAGGCAGGGAUGAAGACAACAGACAACCGGGGCGAGCAGCAGUGAGGCCAGGCGCCCCACAACCUCCUGCUCAUACUCCGCCUCGUCCCCCCCCCCGCUGCACCUCCCCCACAUGCGCCUGCAGCGCGGCCCUCACGCGCUCCACUGCCAGCUCGGGGCGGCAGCAUGCAAGCAGCACUCGGCGCGUGGCGGGGGAGGCGGCCAGCAGGCUGUGCAGCGCUGCUGCUGCCUGUGCGGGUGGGGGGAGGGGAGAGUGGAGAGAGCAGGUGGGCGCAGGUGGGAAUGAGUGCAUAUUGAAGCAAGCAGACAUGGAAGAAGGUCCCACCUUAUCCACCAUGUCCAGUCCUCUCCUGCCUCAGCCACUCCCAGAGAAGUCCCGACUCCCACACAAUGGCUACCCCGAGUGGCCUUGUCACCUAGCAGCAGUAGCUUAG